AUGGUGUGCGAAAAAUUUAAAUCUUCAUUAAAAACCCUAACAGGUAAGACGAUCACCUUGGAGGUCAGAUCCUUUGAUAUGAUCGACAAUGUGAAGGCUAAGAUCCAAGACAAAGAAGGCAUCCCACUGGACCAACAACGCCUCAUUUUCGCCGGCAAACAGCUCGAGAACAGCAGAACACUAGCCGACUACAACAUCCAGAAGGAAUUGACUCUCCAUUUGGUCCUCCAUCUCUGUGGUGGCGCAAAGAAGCACAAUAAAACCUACACCAAGCUGAAGAAGAUCAAGCACAAGAAGGUGAAGUCAAGCAUUUUGCAGUUCUACAAGUUUGAUGAUUUCGGUAAGGUGGAAAGAUUAAGGAAAGAGUGUCCCAAUGCCGAGUGCGGUGCGGGAACUUUUAUGUCUAAUCAUUUUGAUAGGCACUACUGUGGCAAAUGUGGUCUUACCUAUGCCUACCAGAAGCCUUAG
This is a messenger RNA of Cynara cardunculus var. scolymus (artichoke), 468 nucleotides long. Its product is annotated as ubiquitin-40S ribosomal protein S27a-like. Gene Ontology annotation, cellular component: nucleus; cytoplasm; ribosome. The coding region runs from base 1 to 468 and encodes 155 amino acids. Gene Ontology annotation, biological process: modification-dependent protein catabolic process; translation; protein ubiquitination. The transcript is spliced from 3 exons. Gene Ontology annotation, molecular function: structural constituent of ribosome; protein tag activity; ubiquitin protein ligase binding. The record is from RefSeq and is a predicted model, not a curated record. NCBI's taxonomy places the organism in Eukaryota, Viridiplantae, Streptophyta, Magnoliopsida, Asterales, Asteraceae.